AUGGGGGAUGCGUCCUUCCACAAAAUUUCAUUCACUUCUGUAACUGAUGAGCCAACAACAACGAAAAGAAAAGUGGCUCAUUGCAGUGAAGGAGGCUUUUCCGAUCAAGUCAGAGUUCCAAAUGUUAUUGUGAUGGUGGGCCUCCCCGCUAGGGGAAAGACUUAUAUUUCUAAGAAACUCUGUCGAUAUUUGAAGUGGAUUGGCUUAAAAACGAAAGUUUUCAAUGUUGGAGAAUAUCGUCGAACAGAUUCCUCAGCAUCCGAUGCUGUACAUGGAGCAAAUGCAGCAUUCUUUUCUCCGGAUAACAAGGAAGCUUUGAAAGUUAGAACUGAAUCAGCAAGACGAGCAAUGAAUGACAUGGCCCAAUAUCUGUGUAACGGUACAGGAAAUGUCGCAAUUUUUGACGCGACAAAUACGACACGGGAACGACGACAAACUCUCGCCGAUUUUUGCGUUGGAAAGAGAUUGCGAUGUUUUUUCAUUGAAUCGCUCUGUGAUGAUCCUACCAUCAUUGACAGCAAUGUCACAGAUGUGAAGAUUAAUUCUCCGGAUUACAAAGGCUUGAUGUCUGCCGAACAAGCUAAGGAUGACUUCAUGAAACGAAUAGAAAAUUACAAAAAACAAUAUGAACCUAUGGAUGAAGUUCUAGACGACGCCUUGAGUUUUAUCAAGGUUAUCAAUGCUGGACGUUCGUUUUUUGUGCACAACGUAAACGGACAUGUUCAGAGUAGAGUGGUAUAUUUCCUGAUGAAUAUCCAUUUGCUACCUCGUAGCAUAUAUCUCACAAGACAUGGAGAAUCGGAGUAUAACGCUAUGGGACGUCUUGGAGGAGAUUCUCCUCUAACAGAGAGGGGUCAAACUUACGCCUCUGCUCUAGCGGAUUUUUUCAAAGAAAAGAAUCUUAUCGACUUUCGCAUUUGGUGCUCGCAAAAAAUUCGAGCUGCACAAACAGCUUCGCACUUGAAGCCUACUUUCCAUACAGAAUAUUGGAAAGCUUUAGAUGAGAUAGAUGCUGGUAUUUGUGAGGGGUUAACUUAUGCUGACAUCUUACAAAGAUAUCCGAAACAAGCAGAAGAUAGGAAUCAUGACAAAUAUCAUUAUCGAUAUCCUUCCGGCGAAUCAUAUGAAGAUGUAGUAUCCCGUCUAGAACCCGUGAUUAUGGAACUUGAACGUCAAGCAAAUGUCCUCGUCGUUUCUCACCAAGCAAUUCUACGAUGUGUCUUGGCUUACUUUUACGAUAGAUCAUUGGACGAGUUGCCGUACAUCGAUAUACCUCUGCAUUCGUUGGUCAAACUGACACCCCGUGCUUAUCAUUGUGAUUCAACAAUAUACAAAUAUAGUCACGAAACAAACACUUGGUCAUCUGAAACUAGACAACUGCAACUGUGUGAUAGUCCCGGCACAUGA
Messenger RNA from Auanema sp. JU1783, 1407 nucleotides. The record is from the annotation of a GenBank genome assembly. NCBI's taxonomy places the organism in Eukaryota, Metazoa, Nematoda, Chromadorea, Rhabditida, Rhabditidae.